AUGGCGGAGACGGGGCAGGAAGCCGUUAUUAAGUCGAGGCCACGAACUGCUGGGCUGGUCAGCGGGAGAAACGGACAUGCGAAUGGACUGGACUGCGACCGGACGAUCAGUGAGGACCGGGGAGCUAUCGCUAGCAUUACGGCACCCACUUGUAGCCCUGCACUAUCAGAGGACCACGGAAGUGGAGGAUGCAGAUGGCGCGGGGACGAGGAAGAGGGCACAAACAGCCACCUGGGAGACGAGGAAAAGGACAAGGCGGAGUAG
Molecule: messenger RNA, 264 nt
Organism: Sporothrix brasiliensis 5110
Lineage: Eukaryota; Fungi; Ascomycota; Sordariomycetes; Ophiostomatales; Ophiostomataceae
Exons: 2
Coding region: 1-264 (87 amino acids)
Source: RefSeq, a predicted model, not a curated record